GGGGGCGGCGGAGCCAUGAGCGAGGUGAAGGUGGCCGUGCUGGGCGGCAGCGGGGCCGGCAAGUCGGCGCUGGCGGUGCGGUUCCUGACCCGGCGCUUCAUCGGAGAAUACGCGUCCGGAGCCGAAUGCAUCUACACCAAGCACUUGUGCCUGGACGGGAGGCAGAUACACCUGGAAAUUUAUGACCCUUGUUCCCAGCCCCAGCAGGGGAAGCUGUCCCUGGCAGAUGAGCUCCACUGGGCUGAUGGAUUUAUCAUUGUCUAUGACAUCAGUGACAGAGCAUCAUUUGCCUUUGCCAAGGCACUGCUCUACAGGAUCCGAGAGUCUCACAUAGGAGUUUGUAAAAAGAUGGUCGAGUCAUCAAUAUUUUUGGUUGGCAAUAAACAGGAUUUAUGCCACAUGAGGGAGGUUGGCUGGGAUGAAGGACAGAAGCUGGCAACAGAUAACAAGUGCCAAUUCUGUGAACUGUCUGCAGCAGAGCACUAUCAGGAGGUUGUGGCAAUGUUCACCAAGGUGCUGAGGAAUAUCACUGCCAAUUCCAAAGUGAAGGAGAAGAGAAGACCAAGCGGUUCCAAGUCAAUGGCCAAGUUGAUCAACAAUGUGUUUGGGAAGAGGAGGAAAUCUGUGUAAGAGAUGGUUAGUCCUGAAGUUGGAACAUGCUGAAAUAAUGGAGCUGAGCUCUUGGGAUUCACUGAAUUUCCUCCAAAGGUCAAUAUGUGGAGGAGUAAGACAGUAGGAGCCAAAGGUGGGAGACAGUAUGGUCUAGACCUGGAAGAUCUGACCUUCUAUUUCAGCUCUGCUGCAGAUUUACUGUAUAGGGCAGUGCCAUUUAAACUCUAAGCUGCUCCAGAGGAGAGGUUUAGUCUGCAUUUAUUCAACACCAGCAUGGUCUCAGAUAGAGCUUCUAGGUGCAACUGAGGUAUAAACAGAUAUAUAAUUUCACAGAUUGACUUCUAUUGGAAAAGACCCUAAAGUCAUCAAAUCCAGCCAUCAACUAAACACUACCAAGUCUAUCAUUAAACCAUGUCCCUAAG
This is a messenger RNA of Agelaius phoeniceus (red-winged blackbird), 1034 nucleotides long. RefSeq names its product RERG like (gene RERGL). Gene Ontology annotation, molecular function: GTP binding; GTPase activity. NCBI's taxonomy places the organism in Eukaryota, Metazoa, Chordata, Aves, Passeriformes, Icteridae. The record is from RefSeq and is a predicted model, not a curated record.